GUGACUACGGCCGCCUUGGCCUGCGGUACCAGAUAUAUCUAGAGCCCGGGGUGUACGAGGUCCCUGUGAUCGUGUCGGACUCGGGGAACCCUCCGAUGUCCAACCGGUCCGUCAUCAAGGUGAAGGUGUGUCCCUGCGAUGAGCACGGAGACUGCACCACCCUCGGAGCUGUGGCCGCCGCCGGCCUGGGGACGGGAGCCAUCAUCUCCAUCCUCAUCUGCAUCAUCAUCCUGCUCAAGUGCAUUUCAGGGUUCAGUCUGCGAUACAGCAACAUGAACAGUAGUUUGUAUAAUGGAUUAAUGCCUCCACUGCUGCACUCUUCUCCAGCAUCUCCUGACAAGCAGGACUACGACCUGAGCCAGCUGCAGCAGCCUGACUCCUUGGAGCACAUCAUCAGCAAGCCGCCGGGCGUCCGCAGGGUGGACGAGCGUCCCAUCAUCCCCGAGUCCCAGUACCCAAUCAGACCUGUCGUGCCCCACCCUGGAGACAUCGGGGACUUCAUCCACGAGGGUCUGCGAGCGGCGGACAACGACCCCACCGCCCCCCCCUACGACUCCCUGCUGGUGUUUGACUACGAGGGCAGCGGCUCCACCGCCGGCUCCGUGAGCACCCUCAACUCCUCCAGCACGGGGGACCAGGACUAUGACUACCUAAACGACUGGGGCCCUCGCUUCAAGAAGCUGGCCGACAUGUACGGAGGAGGCGACGAUGAUUAAAUAGUCACAUAUCAAACACACACACACACACACCCUCGUCCCGUCAGCUGGCCUGCCAUGCUCUGUCUCUACAACACAUGGAGCUCUAACACCCUUACUGAACACAAGUUAACAAUGACAUGUUCCCACCGACCAACCAACCAAUCCAGAUCCCCCCCCCCCCCACAGUGAGGAAACAG
This is a messenger RNA of Notothenia coriiceps (black rockcod), 895 nucleotides long. RefSeq names its product cadherin-4. Gene Ontology annotation, molecular function: cadherin binding; calcium ion binding; beta-catenin binding. The record is from RefSeq and is a predicted model, not a curated record. Gene Ontology annotation, biological process: cell morphogenesis; cell-cell junction assembly; cell-cell adhesion mediated by cadherin. The transcript has 4 exons. The annotation marks the transcript as partial. Gene Ontology annotation, cellular component: catenin complex; adherens junction. Lineage: Eukaryota; Metazoa; Chordata; Actinopteri; Perciformes; Nototheniidae.